CCUCAGCCACACACAGCACAACCACCGUUAAAUACAGGAAGCAGCUGCGUCUCUUCCUCCUUUGUGUCACAGAAGCCUCGAUCAGUCGGGGUCCGGGGUCCAGACACGAUGGGAAGCUGCAGGGACCUGCACUCGGCUCUUUGCAGAUCCAGGUUCAUCAGCUGGUGCGUGGAGUCACCUGUGGACAACAGCCAGGCAGCUCCUGAAACCUGUCCACGGGGGUUUCCUCAGCCGCCUGGUUCCAGUUCAGUCCCACUUCUCCUUCUGUCACCACCAGAAACUAACCCUCAACGGGUCCAAUCACAGAAAACACAUCUCAAAGCCUGCCCACGCUCCAGCUCCGCUUUGCUCCACACUGAGCCAGCCGCCGGCCCCAGUGAUGACAGACGGGAAGACUGCGGCGGCUGCAGCUGUGAGGAUCCAUCUUCUCUGCUUCCCGGUCAGAAGAACCUCCACCUUCCCAGGUCCAGCCCGGUCAUGUCCAGGCGGCCCCGACCCGUCUCCUGGCACGGAGCAGGGACAGAUGCAGCCAAACCAGCGAGUUUGGACUUGUCUGCUGCUCGAGCUUCACCGUCUCAGGACCUACAUGGCAGCUUGACAGCAGGCAGUUUGGAGGAGCUGGGACCCGGACCGAGCCCCUGCCUCCGGUCCCCCCCCACCCCCGCAGACAAGAAGCCGCGCGCCCUCUCAUCCAAUCUGAACGACCUGCUGAACUCUCUGCUGCACCUUCCCUUCAGUGGGCUGCAGGCGCGGACCCAGGAGCACAGAGGCCGAGGCCCGUGCAGCCGGGAGGGCUGCCGCUCAGCAGACGUGUCAGCGCACAGCAGCGCAGAUGUCUUCAGGACCAGCUGGGAGCUGGAUGAGGAAAACGCCCACUUCAUCGUGGUGGACAUGGUGCUGGAGGUGCUGGAAGGUGUGAAGUGGAGUCUGACUCCCAGCACAGACCACGUCCUGCAGCAGCUCCCACAACGCUGCACAGCCAGCGCCAGCACACGUCCACACGCGGAGCCGGAAGGAGGCGGCGAAGCCGAGCGUCCGCUCAAAACCUGCUCCGUCCUCUCCACUGACAGCGGCUUUGAAGACUGUGCAGGAGACGCUCUGACGCAAAAAGCCGCUGUCACAGAUGCAGAGUCGCUGGCCCAGCAGCUGGUGGAGCAGUUCAGGAGAAGCUGGCUUCCGUCCCGUGGGCCUCGCCGUGCACGGCUGAGCCUGCGUAGCUCCCUGCAGGAGCUGCCCGGUUCUGACAGUGCGGCGCUGAGCAGCGGCAGCCUGAAGGAGGAGAUCAGACUAAGGACCAGGAUGCGAGGGUCCCUGAACUGGGCGCCCCCUCGCUUCCAGAUCAUCUUCACCGUUCCGCCCGCUCUCAGACGAAGUGACGCGGUGGCGCUGCAAAACUUCCUGUGUGCAGGCUGUGGGACUAGGCUGGAGCCCAAGCACAUCAAGAAACUGCAGUACUGCGAGUACCUUGGCAGGUAUUUCUGUGACUGCUGCCACAGCGGCGCCGAGGCGCUGAUUCCUGCCCGGGUUCUGUCCAGCUGGGAUUUUGGCAGGUACCCUGUGAGUGACUUCUCCAGGCAGCUGCUGGACUCGGUUUGGUACCAGCCUCUGUUCGACCUGACCUGUGUGGGUAAGACGCUCCGAGUGAAGGAGCUCGACAAGUUCAGGGAGCUGCAGGAUCAGCUGUUGUGCAUCAGGAAGCUGCUGAAGGCGUGCAGGCUGUCAGACAGCGUACAGAGGCAGUGCGAGCAGCUUCCCGCUCACCUGAUGGAGCGGCCGCACCUCUUCUCCAUGGACGACCUGCUGAGGGUGAAGAGGGGUCAGCUGGUGGCGCAGGCCAGAGCGGUGCUGCACGCUGCCAUCAGCCAUGUGGAGAGCUGCAAGCUGUGUCUGGCCCGAGGCUUCAUCUGCGAGUUCUGCAGAGACAGAGACGUCAUCUUUGCUUUUCAGAUGGACGUCUGUAGGCGCUGCCCAGCGUGUAAAACCUGUUUUCAUAAAGAGUGUUUUGCGGGAAAUACGUGUCCGAAAUGUGCCAGGAUCCAGUCACGGAAGAAAUGUCCGGAUGAGUCCAGGAAGUGACAACUGACCCACCAACAAUCUGAAGCAUUUCAUGAGUCUGUGCUUUAUAUGAACUGGAAAUGAUUCAAAGAAGCUCUUCGGUUUAACGAGAAAUGUUUCUGGACUGUGAACACAGAACCAGAACCUCUGAGGUUCCUCUCAGACAGUGCUUCCCAGGCCCAGGGCUUCAACCAGUACAGCGCGUGAGAGUCAGGGAGUGCAGGUCCUUCAGGUAGAGAUGGGUCAAAGGUAUUAGCAGCAAAGAGGAUGAUGAUGAUGAUGAUGAUGAUGAUGAGGCGCUCUGACAUAAGUGCUGAGUCACAGGAAAUGUGUAUAAAGCAUUUUAACAAAAACACUGUAAGAUGAGAAACUCUGGCACCAGUGACUCGUUCUGGUUCAUGGUGUCAUGACAGGAAAGAGGUUUCCACUCCCUGUAUCUAACAAGAUGAAAUUCAGGUUAAUGCUGCAGGGACUCGUUUGAGGAAGGUUAUCUCACCUGCUCCUAAACAACAACACUGGACCACAUGGGCCAUUAGCUCCUGCUAAUCACUGCACAGAGCAGCCUCUCAGGUGACCCAGCAAUCAGAGGUGUGAAGAAAAACAAGCUCCAGCCGCUGCACAGCGACCUGAUGCAACCGUUACCCAAAACUUGUGCAACUUUAGCAUUAGUUUGGCCACAGCUCAGUCUAAUAACCUAGAAAAUGAAUUCCAAGUAGUGAUGCUUUAGUAAGUUCCUUAGUGAGCAACCUCUCUGAAAGAGGAGGACCAUCACUUCUAGAUCAAACUUCUCAGCAAACAGUACCUGUCAUGCUCAAAAUUCGCCAGUCAGGGGAGGUUUGUCCAAUGACCAGACAGAAACCUGUGCCUGUUCAGCAGGUCGCUGGAAAUGAACCACAGGGGGUUCAGAAAGGACCACAAGGACAAGUGGAGGAGAUGUGCGUAAAAAAUGGAAGGUAGAUGGGACCGAAGAGGUCACAGCGGACAGUGAGAUUCACUUACGAAGCUGUAGGCCAGCCAACAUACCAACCCUGGGCCUCUUUUAUUACACACACCUGUACCAGUCGCUCAGAACUGUGUUCCAUUCCCACACUCAGAUCAAUCCCCAUUCUAUGGUUAUAACUGGUACACUGUCGUGAACUAAGCUACUGGAAUACGUGAAUUAUCAGGAGACAAUCAUUUUGAAUGGAGAAGAGUCUUGGAGGCUUGGAAAUAGAGGCUUGGAAAGAGGGACGUAAAAAGAGUGUAUUAUUUGUAUUCACUGUUCACUGUUACAGCAUCUCUUCUGAGUUGUGGGUUUUCCCACUAGCCAGCAGAGGGUGCAUAUGUGCAGUUGUAGUAGAGUGUAGGCUUCGGGAGGAAGAAUCCUUUCUAUUCGGUGAAUAAAGCACAUGAAACGUGUUUACUCCUUAUUACAGCACACUGUAUGCCCUCUGAACUUAGAGGAGCAACCUGUGUUCAUGCAAAUUUCCACAUUAAAGGACUUUCACCUCA
Molecule: messenger RNA, 3546 nt
Organism: Betta splendens (Siamese fighting fish)
Lineage: Eukaryota; Metazoa; Chordata; Actinopteri; Anabantiformes; Osphronemidae
Gene: rubcnl
Product: rubicon like autophagy enhancer
Exons: 17
Coding region: 109-2076 (655 amino acids)
Biological process (GO): autophagosome maturation; autophagosome-lysosome fusion; autophagosome-endosome fusion
Cellular component (GO): autophagosome membrane; intracellular membrane-bounded organelle
Molecular function (GO): phosphatidylinositol phosphate binding
Source: RefSeq, a predicted model, not a curated record